CGAAGGAAACGCAUUCUCCAGCGCUCUCUUCACUGAAUCGCGUACUCAAGAAGUGUAUUUUCUGCUGCGCAACACUUUCAGCGGAGUUGGAUUUUACUCGCGAAUUUUUCUCGGCAAGAACCGCUAUAAUGUCGAUGACCGUAAAAGCUUACAUGCUUGGCAAGGACGACUGCCAUAAGGAGAUCCGUCGCUUUGCCAUUGAUCAAGAUGUGUCAACAAGUUUUGAGUAUUUGAAACGAAAAUUGCUCGAUGUUUUCGUCGGUCUCCGGACUACGCCGUUUCAACUGCACUACAAAGACGAGGAUGAUGACAUGAUCGCUUUCUCUUCUGAUGAUGAGCUCAUGAUGGGUUUGGGUCUGGUAAAGGAUGACACGUUCCGUCUCUUCAUCAAGCAAAGAAAGGAGCACAAACGUGACUCCUCACCUCAUGGGUUCCCUGGGUUCUCAUUUACCACACCUCAUGGAGCCCCCCACUUUAGUCCUCAAGGACCACCUCAUAUGGGCCCACCAGGACCACCUCAUAUGGGCCCUCCUGGACCACCUCAUAUGGGGCCUCACCCUCAUCACACUCCACUAGUGCAUACAGGAGUGACCUGCGAUGGAUGUGAGGGACCGGUGGCUGGAACACGUUUUAAGUGCACCGUUUGCCCAGAUUACGACUUGUGCUCUAGCUGCCAGGCUAAAGGCCUCCACAAGGAGCACGCUUUGCUACCCAUCUUUCACCCUAUGGCCAACAUGUUUGAGUGGCAGCCUCGUGGGAAGUUUUGGCGCAAGAUGAGACACUGCAUGUGGGCAAAUGCCCAGGCUCAAGCUCACCCCCAAUGCCAGGCUCAAGCUCACCCCCAAUGCCAGGCUCAGCCCAGGCCAUCUGGAGACCAGCAAAAUCAGGAUACCUCCCAAAACACAGGAGAGAAUGGUGCGAAUCCUUCCCAGGCUAAUGUGGAUUACCUGAAGAACAUUGGAGAGGAAGUAGCAGCCUUGUUGAGUCCUUUUGGCAUAGAUGUGGACAUCGAUGUUGAGCAUGAAGGGAAACGCACCAAAGUUACACCAACUCCUUCUGCCUCCAGUGGUCCACCUAGUGGUCAGAGUGACAGUGGAUCCAUCGGGCUACUCUCCAGGGGGUCGGCUCCAGGAAGUCAGGCUUCUGAAGAGAGUAUCAGUGAGGGAACAAAGGGACAGAAAGACCCAAGCAGUGAUGAGGAAUGGACUCAUCUGAGCUCUAAAGAGGUGGACCCCUCCACAGGAGAGGUGCAGGUACUCCGGAUGGAGCAGGAUGGGGCGAAUGAUGUUCCAGCUCCUCUAAGUGCCGCAACAAGCACAAGCUCCACUACACAGGGCCCUACAGGUCUACGAGAGGCAGCGCUCUACCCACACCUUCCUCAAGAUGCAGACCCUAGGCUGGUAGAGUCCCUUUCUCAGAUGCUCUCCAUGGGCUUCUCUGAUGAAGGUGGCUGGCUAACCAGACUGCUCCACACCAAAAGUUAUGACAUCGGAGCAGCUCUCGACACCAUCCAGUACUCCAAAUCAAAUAGCUCACAGAAGUAAAGGAGAAGCACAGGAACACAGAAGACCUGGGCCAUAUUUACUCAAUGAUGUUUGAAUACUAAAGCAUUUUCUAUUAAGUUAGCUUUUCCAUACUUUUUAAAUGACAAUUUCUUGUCGUAAUAUUAACAAUAUUAAUUACUCACUCAGGUAACUAGCAUUAUUUGGGCAGUUUUAGUCAACAUUUCUUAAAUUAGCAUUAUAAAUGUAAAACUUCAUAUUAUCUUUACACUAUAUAUAUAUAUAUAUAUAUAUAUAUAUAUAUAUAUAUAUAUAUAUAUAUAUAUUAUAUUUUACACAUACAUUUAAGUGGUUGGUUAAUGGCAUUUAACUCUGCUUUGAAAUAUGCAAUGGUGAUUUGUUAGUUUGCAUUUA
This is a messenger RNA of Xyrauchen texanus (razorback sucker), 1916 nucleotides long. It is a transcript of the gene sqstm1, whose product is annotated as sequestosome 1. Gene Ontology annotation, cellular component: amphisome; aggresome. Gene Ontology annotation, molecular function: K63-linked polyubiquitin modification-dependent protein binding; protein kinase C binding; zinc ion binding. Bases 129 to 1544 code for a protein of 471 amino acids. NCBI's taxonomy places the organism in Eukaryota, Metazoa, Chordata, Actinopteri, Cypriniformes, Catostomidae. The transcript has 8 exons. Gene Ontology annotation, biological process: mitophagy; aggrephagy; endosome organization. The record is from RefSeq and is a predicted model, not a curated record.